CGCCCGUCAACCGAACGAUGGUCCCGCUGGCGGCCGACCGCUCAAUCCAUUCCGCAUGGAGAGGUGAGAGAGGAUCGCGCCCAACGGUCGGGGGGCACAGGGACACAGCCCCAGCCUCCCGCAUCUAGUCGCUCGGCUGCUUAGCCCAGGAGAAAGAGAGCAAACCUACAUACAAACACAGGUUGUGCUGCCAGAUGAAUUCAGUGGUUCCGUGCUUUGCUUGGAUCUGUUUUCGGUUUGACGAGUCUGAUGACCUUGGGUGUCAAUUGUGAAUCCGCGUCCCCUGCCUUCGGGGUCUUCCAGGCGGAAGCUGGUCAACAAAAUACCUAACCUAGGUAAUCUCCUGUCAACGAUGGGGUGGGAGUUGCCAACAUGGCUGGCGCUUGGCCGCUCUUUCCAGCUACUGGGUUCUCUAGCAGCGACUAGCAUGCAUGGCUACUUGACCGUCAAAGUCUAUGCCGGCAAGCUCGGCCUAUCGCAUCAGAUGGCCGCCCUCGAGUUGUUGGCUUGCGCUCUCACGGGAUACUCAACACUUGCUCUCGUCCUCCAAAACACCGGUCGACGGUCCAGCAGGACAUCCUGGCUGGCCGGGUUUGCCGUUUGCGAUGUCCUCUUCUGCGUCGUGGUGCUCGGCAUCAUCACCACCCUCGCCCGUGCUGGCCUCCCGACACACUGCGCCGGCAUGACGCGGACCGACUUUCGUCCCGAAGACCACCCCGAGUCUCCCCCUAAAGGCUACACCACCGUUCGAUUUAGCGACGAAGCCCCUGGCCAUCGCGGCAUGUUGGACGAGUUAUGCGGUUUGGACCGCUCCUACUAUGUCAUUGCCACUGCCCUUGUGUCCGUCUUUCCUGAUCACGCCCUGUUGCUCUCACGUCCUGACUUGACUACCGACAGCUUCUCUUACAUGUUCACCAUAACCGUGACUACCCUUACCAUCUUCGAGAAGCGAUACACCAAGAACACCAAGGUCGACGAGCUGCUCUCAUCACUCGAGCGGGCAGAGGAGAUCAACCUCAAGGUCAUCGAGUCUCCAUCCCGACUUCAUGAGACCGCCAGAGCAAGCCUACCCCCUCCGCAACCGUCAAGCGAGGGCGUCCUCACGCGCAACACCUCUCUCCGCAGCAAUUUCACUACAGCAACCUCAUCAACAUCCUCACAAGCCGGGGCCUACGGAGGCCCGUCAGUCCCACCACGCCGAUCCCACAGCAGCCAUCCACCACCGCCUGCUCCAUUCCCCCGAAGACCAUUAGCCGCGGUCUCCCCUACCCCAUCCUCCUCUUCCGCCACCAUCACCACCACCACCACCACCAACGAAAACAACCCCGGCAUAGGAUUCGUCCCCGUCCCCAUAGACGAAGACGACGCGGAAGAGGCGCUCGUAGCAGACGGGAUGCAGCACCAGCACCAGCACCAGCACCAGCACCAGCACCAACCACAGAUCCACCACCAGCGUAGCCACCACCACCACCACCAACAUCACCCGUCAUUAUCCUUCCCUCGAAUGCCCAUGCUCUCCGAAGAGGACCAUCAUCAUCAUCAUCAUCAUCAUCAUCAUCAUCAAGAAGAUCAGUCAGCCGAUUCCGCGCUCGUCUCCGACGGGAUGCGCCCCUCCGAGCCCAUGCUCCCGCCCUACCGCCCGGGAAGCCGGCGCAUGUCCGGGCACGCCGGGGAGAGCAACGAGAUGCGCCUGAGCGAGUAUGUCAAGGGGCAGACGAGGGCACAGGAGAUGAAGGAUUCCGGGCGGUAUUAA
This is a messenger RNA of Chaetomium strumarium, 1753 nucleotides long. RefSeq lists its product as uncharacterized. The coding region runs from base 353 to 1753 and encodes 466 amino acids. The record is from RefSeq and is a predicted model, not a curated record. Lineage: Eukaryota; Fungi; Ascomycota; Sordariomycetes; Sordariales; Chaetomiaceae. The transcript is spliced from 3 exons.